UCUUGUUCCCUCUAUAAAAUGGACUUUGCAAUCUCGCCACAAAACAUCAAUAAACACAACAACAACAAAACAAAAAAAAAAUAAAGGAUAAACAAAAAGAGAAAAUAAAAUAAAAUUUUAUAGAAAAAAAUAAUAAAAGAAUAAAAAUGGUGGGUUUUCGCAGAGCAAGAGGAGUGCUACUUGUGGUGCUCGUAGUUAUGGCAACCACAUUAGCAAACGGGACACCAAUAGUCGAUAAAGCAAAGGAUGCAGCUAAAUCAGUUGGCGAUAAAGCGAAAGAUACAGCUGCAGCAGUUGAAGCUAAAGCGAAAGAUACAGCAGCAGCAGUUGGAGCCAAAGUACCCGGAGCCAAGGCAGGCGGUGCAUCAUCUGAUGUUAAAGCAUUAGGAGCCAAAGGAGACGGCAAAACUGAUGAUUGUGCGGCAUUUGGAGCUGCAUGGAAAGCAGCGUGUGCAGCAGGAGGCACAAUUAUAGUGCCAAAAGGUGAGUAUUUGGUCGAGGCUCUAGAGUUCAAGGGUCCAUGCAAAGGUCCAGUCACUAUGGAAUUGAAUGGCAAUCUAAAGGCUCCGGCUGCAGUCAAGUCUACUAAACCUCAUUCGGGAUGGGUUGAUUUCGAAAAUAUUGCUGAUUUCACUUUGAAUGGGAACAAAGCUAUUUUUGAUGGUCAAGGUGCCCUCGCCUGGAAGGCCAAUGACUGCGCCAAAACUGGAAAAUGCAACUCUCUCCCCAUCAACAUCCGAUUUACGGGUCUAACAAACUCGAAAAUUAAGUCCAUUACAUCAACAAACAGCAAACUUUUCCACAUAAACAUCCUUAACUGCAAGAACAUAACUCUUGAGGAUAUUGGUAUUAAUGCACCUCCGGAGAGUCUCAACACCGAUGGUAUCCACAUCGGAAGGUCCAACGGUGUCAACAUAUUAGGUGCAAAGAUUAAAACCGGAGAUGACUGCGUGUCCAUUGGAGAUGGUACUGAAAAUCUCAUUGUUGAGAACGUCGAAUGUGGACCAGGACAUGGUAUUUCCAUCGGAAGUCUUGGAAGGUACCCUAACGAGCAACCCGUGAAAGGAGUCACAGUGAGGAAAUGCCUCAUCAAGAACACUGACAAUGGAGUUCGCAUCAAGACAUGGCCUGGAUCUCCCCCCGGUGUUGCCUCCAACAUUCUUUUCGAAGAUAUCACAAUGGACAACGUUAGCACUCCCGUUCUCAUCGACCAAGAGUAUUGUCCUUAUGGCCACUGCAAAGCUGGGGUACCAUCUCAAGUGAAGUUGUCGGACGUGACUAUCAAGAACAUUAAGGGCACAUCAGCGACAAAGGUGGCUGUGAAACUAAUGUGCAGCAAAGGCGUGCCUUGCACCAAUAUUGCCCUCUCUGACAUCAACUUGGUCCACAACGGUAAAGAAGGACCAGCUGUCUCGGCAUGUUCUAACAUCAAGCCUGUUCUCACCGGAAAGUUGGUUCCAGCGGCUUGCACUGAAGUAGCUAAACCGGGUCCUUAAGCUGCUUGUCCACCAUCCAUCCAUCCAAUCUUACAAACUAGAGUGCGAUGAAGAAAUUUUGCAAUAAUCUUCUUGGUUUUUUAAAAAUAAUUAGAUAAUAGUCCUUGAAGUUUGAAGCUUAUAUCAGCUAAAGAGUGAUUCAUGUUUGGGUAGUAAUUUUUUUGUAAUUCGCAAUAUGCGAGUGUUUAAAUUCAUUUUUAUUAAAUAAUAAUAACC
This is a messenger RNA of Capsella rubella, 1712 nucleotides long. Its product is annotated as exopolygalacturonase clone GBGA483. The record is from RefSeq and is a predicted model, not a curated record. The transcript has 4 exons. Bases 147 to 1496 code for a protein of 449 amino acids. Gene Ontology annotation, molecular function: polygalacturonase activity. Gene Ontology annotation, biological process: carbohydrate metabolic process. Lineage: Eukaryota; Viridiplantae; Streptophyta; Magnoliopsida; Brassicales; Brassicaceae.